Molecule: messenger RNA, 6934 nt
Organism: Agrilus planipennis (emerald ash borer)
Lineage: Eukaryota; Metazoa; Arthropoda; Insecta; Coleoptera; Buprestidae
Product: protein grainyhead
Exons: 14
Coding region: 2079-5495 (1138 amino acids)
Biological process (GO): regulation of transcription by RNA polymerase II
Cellular component (GO): nucleus
Molecular function (GO): RNA polymerase II cis-regulatory region sequence-specific DNA binding; DNA-binding transcription activator activity, RNA polymerase II-specific
Source: RefSeq, a predicted model, not a curated record
GCUUUAAUAAUACUCUAUAGCGACGUUAAAAAAAUGAAAAAAUCUGGUUUGUUUACCAAGGUCUGAACGAACCUACUUGGGAUGGCGUCAGAAAGAAGGGUUAUGAGACAAAAAAAAAAGAUCAGAGCCAUGUAGGUACCUACAGUACCUGGUAGAUACUAUAGGUAUAAUUACAUUUCGUAAAAGUACGUAUGUCAUUAUAUAGGUACCUAUCUGACCUUAAACCUGCACCUAUAAUAUGUUGCUGUAGAUUAGUUGAAAGUUUUUUUUUCCAAUACGUAGUUGGUUUUAAGCUCUUUCUUCUUUCAGUCUGGCGGCAUAUUGUCCGCUGUUGCCACAGCAUCCUUUCAAUAUAUACCUACACACGCUAUAUACGCAGCUCUGAUACGCCGUCGUAUAGGACGCGAGUCUGGUCAUUGCUGAUGUUGUUUUGUUGCUUAAUAGACUUAAAGUCGAAUGUGUGUGUGUGUGUGUGUGUGUGUUGCAGGAGCAAUAACAGCAGCAAAGGCAACAGCAGCAGCAUCAUCGCGGACUGCUGUCCGCAACCGAGCCAAAGUCUUUGCCGCUGCUGCGGCUGGGGGAUAAUAUGGUGGUCAGUCUGUCGUCGAUUGAUGCAGGUGAGCUGGCUGUGUCGAUCUCAAUCUCACUCACGCUCUACCGCUAUCUUCAGCCUUGUCACGCACUGUCCGUAAUAGAGAGACGGCCAUGAUUCUUGACCGAUGUUUGCGUGUCGCAGCCGCCUAUGUCCGAAUAAAUCUUUGGCUGGAGGUACGACCUCCUACGCCGUACCCAAGUCGGCACGGUACGAGUGUGAGAGAGACACGUUCACUGGACCGUGCAAAUGGUCGAUCGGGAUACAAAUAACAUAAGCGCCGGUAACGAAAUUUUACCUGUCUGCCUACUUAUAAUCACUAUGGGAGAGUGUGAGUACCACAUUCAGAACUGAAUAGGCAUUUUACCGUACAUGAAACACAAACUCGACUUUAAAUUAAACCAAAACAUAAAAGGGGACUGUGGCAGGUACUCCAAAUACCAGAACACUGGUGUAUUUACAUUGUGAGCAUUUUCAUCGCAAUACUCGAGGUGUUGUGGUAUUUGGAGCAAGUCCUCCCGGUUUAAUGUAUUUAUGUAAAUAUCUUUCCACGAUGAGUGAUUUAUGACUGCUGUCCGAUUUCUUUUGCCGGAUAGGCAUUUACCUAAUUAUGCAUGUUUUUUCGUGAGUCGUGAGCAUUUCUUUGUGCAUUGGUAUUGGUGAAUAAAAUGCAGGUCGGUUGAUUUUUUCGUAUUUACCUUCUUGUAGUCCCUUGGAGUGAAAAUUUUUAUGGACUUGUAUAGAGAGAGAGGAAUGGUGGGUUUGUUUUUAUUGUGGACACCUGUUGGCGGCGUAUACGUUGGAAAUUUCCAUUAUUUCUUCAGUGGUCGGUCACAGGUAGAUUUGUCUACGCUCAUGAGUUGGCUUUGGAAGCUUAAGCCUGGAGGCUGAGACUGGAGCCGGCGAAGAACGUGCCUAGCUACGACGUACUGUUGCGGUGGUUGAGUCUCAAUCGACAAGGACGCAUGCCUCUUGCUAGCCUGUGUGCUAGAGUCGUAAUACCUGCAGCCAGGCAUCGAGUAAAGCCUGCCGCUGCUAACAGUCAGUAGAGUACUAGUUCGAAACACCUGUAGACGGUUAGUAUGUGAUUGAAAAAUAAAAAGCUGCCUUUAGGUAUUGAGGAAUGUUUGAGUUUGCUGCUGCUUUUCGAUGUUUCAUCCCGAUCCAACGAAAUUAGUGAAUUGUAGUGAUGCCAUGGGUAAUCGAAUCUUCGGACAAAGGGAGCCUCUUUGAUAGAAAGCGCAACGAAGUUUAGCAAGAGUAAGUGCGAGAGAAAAAGAGAGAGAACGAAGACCCUGUUACAAGAACAAAAAAAAAAUAAAGAUCAGCCAUAUCGGUGCCAUACAACAUAUAGUAAUACUUAAUUAGUGCAAUAAACGCUCAACGUGAUUCUGUGAUACCUGUGUAUUAGGACGCUCAAAUAAAAAUAUAAAUAUAGAGAUACGUAGAUAGGUAGUUAGUUAAAAAUCUUAGUUAAAAGAAAAUAAUGACCCGCCGAAACAUAGAAGACGUGUCGUCGAAUGGUUCGCCAGCAGUGGAGGGUGAGGGUGGCUUGAUGUCUCCUCCACCCCCGCAAGCGUCGCCGGCCGAUCGGUCUCCUUACCGAGAAUCGCCCGUAUCUCCGACAAUGCUCGCCACUAUGACACCUGUAAACGUGCUGGAAUUGAAAAAGGAAAUGGACGAGAAACGUGCCAUCGGGAAUUCCCCCGUUUAUACGCAAGUUAAAACUGAAGUUUUGUACGAAAAAGAUGACGAAGUGUACAGCCACGAAGUCGGCGAAUCAAAAGAAACCCCGAUCGAUCUUAUUUACGACGACGGUAGUAAAACUGUCAUUUAUACAACAACCCCCGGUCAAAAGGGUUUCGAAAUGUAUUCGUCCAAUAAUGCUAGUGAUAUAACAGUUAAUAAUGUUAGUGCGCAUCAGAUACAAGGACAGCACAUUUCGGACGUGCUUAUAGACGGAAGUAAUUCUGGUGGUUUAGGGGAUUCGUCGGGAAAUCCUACAGGCACUGUGUCCGUUGUAUUGCAAGGGAACAGUCAAGGAUUGCUUCAAUAUCCCCACCAAUCUCAAGUGCCUGCCACGACGGUCUUGCUCGUUUCGGAACUCGUCGAUGACAUGGGACUACCUGUUGUCGGAUUAAGAAAACGCAAAGAAAAUUUGGAGACCAACGGCGGUACACAUUCAAGGAGCGGUGCAGGUUUACCAGUGGCGGUGCCGCGGGUAAUGGCCGAAUUGCCCGAGGGGGGCAGCGCCCCUCCCGAUGACCAACAAACUUGGCGAGCCUACUACGAACACCCACUCACUGCAGCCACCACUGCUAUGUUAAAUAUCGGCGCCGGUGGCACCGAUGACCAAACAGCCACAAUGGGUCUGAUCUGUGAAUAUUACAAAGUGCCAUCAUUACUUUCCGGUGAUUCCAAGGAUAAAUUAGCUGAAUUAUGGCCAGCAAACACUUCGCAAGCCGGAGGCAUCCUCACAUCACAGCUCAAAGCAGCCAAUGGUUUGGUGAGUGGGGCAGGACUGGAACUGUCAACUCCGCCUCUGAGUAGCGCCUCUGGAAGUAACGGCGGCGGCGGCGGCCAGCUAUGUUCACAAGACAUUCAGGGACUGUUUGUUAACCAACACGUCGGAUACGCUUCUACCGUGACGUCCUCAGGUGGCGGUGGCAACCUGCAGAUAGUUAAGCGCGAACCUGAAGAUCUCAGUCACCACCGCAAAAGUAGCUCCGUCUCGCCGGGACUCGACGGUGGAUCCAUAAUCGUGAGCAAACCCAGACAUAAGGUAGUAUUGGUAUCAUCUGCAACUACCGAACCAGGCAGUCUGGUGGUGGACGUAAAUUCGAUAAAAGAUGAAAGUCGAUUGAAUUCACCUCAACACGGUUCCCGUUCGGUAAACGGAACCCCCACAUCGACUCAUAGCAGUUUGCUCGCAGACGGUUCGAAUAAUGGUCCUGUAGAAUUCGUUUCGUCGGAUGGCAUCAAGCAAGCAAUGUACGGAACUCAAAUUUUCACAUCGAUAAGCGGUGGCCAUGGCGAAAGUAGUUCGCCGUCCCCAGGACCCUAUGGAGAUAACGGUGUGUCGUAUUCGACCCACGGCACCUCGGCUACUUACUCCAGUCGCACGGUACCAUCGGCAACUCUCUCGGCGGAUCCUUAUUAUCGGGAAUACUUUACAACAGUCACGUCCGCUGCCGGUACUUCUGAACCCAUUUACUCAACACAGCUACGACAAGGCCAAAUUAGCACUUACGGAGAAGAAGCAUCCGGCAGCAGUUCUACAAACAGUUUCGUUGAGCGAUACGUUCGUCAAUCUAGUGCCUAUCACAGUAAAGGUGUCAUAGCUGCUGCAACUGCUGCAGGACUUACGGUCGACUUGCCCAGCCCCGAUAGUGGUAUCGGUACCGAUGCCAUUACACCCAGAGAUCAAAAUACAAUACAACAGUCUUUCGACUACCCAGAACUGUGCCAAACUAAUUCCUCGAGCCUCUUAGAUCCCUUAUCUCUAAGUCAGAGAUGUGUAGUGACAACUGCUCAAUCUCCAGUAUCUCAACAAAGCAGUCGGAGUCGUCCAUGGCAUGAUUUCGGUCGCCAAAACGACGCUGACAAAAUUCAAAUCCCAAAAAUAUUCUCUCCUUAUGGUUUUAAGUAUUUCUUAGAAACGCCUAUUUCAACGUCUCAAAGGCGCGAAGACGACAGAAUAACUUACAUAAAUAAGGGCCAGUUUUAUGGAAUAACACUAGAAUACAUUCCGGAGCCUGAUAAGCAAUUAAAAUUGCAAACAGUCAAAAGUAUUGUUAUGCUGAUGUUCAGGGAAGAAAAGAGCCCUGAGGAUGAGAUCAAGGCGUGGCAAUUUUGGCAUGGACGGCAGCAUUCCAUUAAACAACGAAUUCUAGAUGCAGAUACCAAAAAUAGUGUGGGUCUUGUUAGCGGUAUUGAAGAAGUCGCCCACAAUGCCAUAGCUGUCUAUUGGAAUCCCUUAGAGAGUCCUGCAAAGAUAAACGUUGCUGUACAGUGUCUAAGUACUGACUUUAGCAGCCAAAAAGGUGUAAAAGGUCUACCUUUACAUUUACAAAUUGACACAUACGAAGAUCCUAGGGAACCGACUGUUAGUCAUCGAGGCUACUGUCAAAUAAAAGUCUUCUGUGAUAAAGGGGCGGAACGUAAGACAAGGGACGAGGAGAGGAGGGCAGCAAAACGUAAGAUGACUGCAACUGGUAGGAAAAAAUUGGAUGAAUUGUAUCAUCCAGUUUGUGACCGUUCCGAAUUUUAUUCUAUGAGUGAUCUAACAAAACCUCCUGUUUUAUUUACACCUGCAGAAGAUAUAGAUAAGCUAACGUCGAUGGAACUUCAAGGGUUUUAUGCUCAUGAUACAGAUAGUUCCCUAAGUGGUCCUACAGAUCAUAUCAAAUCAGGAUCUCCCUUCCUUUUGCACACUGCAACGAAACCUCCGUCAACACCAACGUUAAAAUUCCACAAUCAUUUCCCUCCUGACUCAGAUAAAAAGGAUAGUCUUUUAGAUGGCAGCCUUAAUACUGAUGGAAAUCUAUUCUCUCCACCCCCUAAACGUGCCAAAAUAUUAAGUAGCGGACCUAGUAGUACAGGACCUCCACCCCUUAACGAACGAGUUAUGCUGUAUGUUCGUCAAGAUUCUGAAGAUAUUUACACGCCACUGCAUGUGGUCCCGCCAUCAACUCAGGGCCUUUUAAAUGCAAUUGAGAAUAAGUACAAAAUUUCUGCUUCAAGCAUAAAUAACUUGUAUCGCAAAAACAAAAAAGGGAUUACAGCCAGAAUUGAUGAUGAUAUGGUGGCUUAUUAUUGCAAUGAAGACUUGUUUUUGUUAGAGCUGAAGGCCGUAGAUGACAAUUUGUUUGAUAUUACGUUCGUAGAACUAAAUGAUCAUUAAUUUGACCGUUUACAACGAUAUUAUGUUUACGUACUCAUUUCAUACUUGUUGUGAUUGUUUUUAAGCUGACUAGUGUUAAGAAAAAAUUGUAAUUGUAGAUUUUUAUAUCCUAUUUAUAGUUUUUAAAGAUGUUAUGUUUUUUAGAGCCAUUUUGGUCACCUUUAAAGUUACUCGGUCAAUGUUAUACUUUAAUAUUAUUUUGCUAGGUAUCUAUCUAUCUAUCUAUCUAUCUAUAUAAAUAUGUAUUGUAUACAUAUACAUUGUUAAAGUAUAUGUUAAAAAGUACCUUCGAUGUCCCACACCUUGCCGGCAAUUUUUUAUUUAAUGUAAUUACAUAAGAAAAUUCCAAUGAAUAGUUUGUAAUUUUUUCACUUUGCUCAUAAACUGAUAAUCACAAUCAGCAGCGUAACCGUAAUGCUGAAAUGGUCACCAAUGAUCUCAAAAUUUUGUUUAAACGCGAUUUAAACAGAAACUGGAAUGUACAGAAAAGAAAACCUUAUUUUACGAAUAUAAGGGAGGGGUGAAAUGGGUCGACACAUACUGUAAAUAUAAAGACAAUAGAAGUGUUUGUUAAGCAAUUAAUGUAUAUAUACCUAGGUGAUUUUCAUGUCAGAUGUAAUUAAAAAUUAAUGUUGUCAGAUACAAUUAUGUAUGGCUGUUAUCAGCUUAUACAGUCAAAAGUACUUCUCUCCAAACGUUCAAAUCAUUUUGGCAGCAGGAUCAUUCAUUCGUUUAUUAAAAUCAAGAUACAGUAAUAUUCGUUAAAUUAAACUUACUAAACGAUGUUAAAAAAAAAAAAAACUUCUGAUACGCUAUUAUCGUUGAAAAGUGUUUAAGGUAUUAUGUAUACUUUUAUGUUUUCUGGUUGCUUUACUUUGUUGUAAAUUAUUGUGAACAGCCGAUCAAAAAGUAUGUAAUGAUUCUAUAAUUUUUUUCAGCGUUGCAUAACCCUGUUGAACAAGAGUAAUACAAGAACAUAACGAAAUUUGUACCUGACUUACGCUUUACGUUUUAUUUUUCACAAGGGAAUUUUCAGUGUCAUUCUAAUUAGCCAUAUUUUCAAUUUUUUUUAGAGUGAACGGCAAUUCCAGAAUCUUAUAUUAAUUAAUUAGAAAAGAAUUUUCUUUUCUUGUUAUGAACACUUUUGUAAUUAGAAAGACAACUGUUGGUUUAAUCUGAAAUUACUUUGUGUUAUAUGUGCGAAUGCUGCAACUUAUUUUGAUGGAAACAUUUUUAGCUUAAGUAUUUUUAUAUGAAGUAUAAAAUAGCUCUCUAAUAUCUAAUGGUUAGAUAUGUUUACAUCUACCUGCAUAUGUAUUUUGUGCCUUUGUACGCGACUUUUCGUUGAAUCUUUGCCAAUAAUUUUAAUGAUAAUAAUCGCAAUACUAUUUAAGAAACUUCUGUAGCUAUCUUAAGAUCGAAUAAACUUUUAUAUUAUA